Macrobrachium nipponense is the source of this 966-nucleotide messenger RNA. RefSeq lists its product as uncharacterized. Lineage: Eukaryota; Metazoa; Arthropoda; Malacostraca; Decapoda; Palaemonidae. Bases 1 to 966 code for a protein of 321 amino acids. The record is from RefSeq and is a predicted model, not a curated record. The transcript has 2 exons.
AUGCGAAAGGUUUCGCAGAGUGUAACGAAGAAGCCUGAAGGAUAUCAGGUUAGCUUGCCGUUCCGUUCAGAAGGUAGGCCAGAAACCAACUUUAGAAAUGCUGUAGCACAGCUGGAUUCGUUGCAAACGAAAUUUCAGAAAGACAAGGAAUACUAUGAUCAAUAUCAGGGAGUGAUCAACAAAUACCUAGAGGCAAGAUUUAUAUAUGAAGUAAAAGAUCCAAAAAUAGAAGGAUACUACAUGCCGCAUUUCGGCAUUAAAAAGGAUAGCUGCACGACCCCCCUUAGAAUUGUAUUCAAUGCCUCAUCCAAAGCUAAGAAUAAUAAAUCAUUAAAUGAAUGCCUGUUACCUGGGCCUAAUUUAGUAGAGUUGGCCUAUAAUUUGCUUCUAAAGUUUCGAAUGAAUAAAUACGCCAUGCUUGCAGACAUAAGCAAAGCAUUUCAUAGAGUACUGUUAGAUCCCUGUGAUGCCAAAUAUACAAGAUUCCUGAGGCGAGAGGUAGCAGGUCGAGCGCUGACCUUCGCUUUCAGAGUCGUGGUGUUCGGCAUCACGGCUAGUCCCUUUUUGUUACAACAAGUGUUGAAUCAUCAUUUUAAGUUAGAAGGAAGACCUGAAUUAAGCAAGUCCUCUUAUGUCGAUAACUAUGUCAGUACAUUUGACAGUUUGGAUGAGAUGAAAAAAGAACAAGAAUCUGUCCACGCAAUUUUGGAUAGGGCCAGAAUGCCGUUAGAAGGUGUCUUACCGAACAAUUAUUCAAUUAUUUCAUCUGAUUGCCCUUUGCAAGGAGGGGGCAGGUGGAUGUCUGCUAAAUUAAAAAAUAUAACAGGAUUUUUGAGAACAGAAAUAGUCAGUGAUCGUUGCACCUUCCUUGUAAGAGAGCUACUACAGGAAAAUACUGCCUAUGGUCGGUGCUCAUCUUACGUAGUAGAUAGCUUGGCUGUCUGCCCAAUGAGUGCCUCUACAUAG